AUGGUCGCACUUGAGCCAUAUUCUGUUGAAGUAUUAUGGAUUUUAAUUAUUGGUUUUCUUGUGGCAUUUGUAUUAGCAUUUGGUAUUGGAGCAAAUGACGUUGCUAAUUCAUUUGGUACAAGUGUUGGUAGUAAGGUAUUAACAUUGAAACAAGCAUGUAUUCUAGCAACAAUAUUUGAAAUACUUGGAUCAAUAUUAAUUGGGGCGAAAGUGUCUGAUACGAUACGGAAAGGUAUUAUUGAUCCAGGUGAAUUUGCAAAAGAUCCAAAAGAAUUAAUGCUCGGUCAACUUUCAUCAUUAAUUGGUUGUUGUAUCUGGUUAUUAGUUGCAACAUUUUUUAAUUUACCUGUAUCAGGUACACACAGUAUUGUAGGUGCAACAAUUGGCUUUGCUCUUGUUUCUAAGGGUUCACAAGCUAUAAAGUGGCGUGUCUUCGCUACAAUUGGUGGUUCAUGGAUUAUCUCACCUGCAUUAGCUGGUACUAUAUCCGUUGUUUUUUUUAUAUUUAUACGAAAAUUUAUUCUUGAAAAAAGUGAUCAUUUGAAUGUUGGUCUUGCUUGGUUACCUUGGUUUUAUGGUGGUACAAUAAUGAUCAAUGUUUUUUCAAUAAUUCAUUCAGCACCACCAAUGCUAUAUUUUGAUCGUAUUAAAUUGUGGGGAAAUGUUAUAAUAACACUUUCUGUUGGUCUUCUAGUUGGUCUUUUCGUUAUGUUUGUUGUUAAACCACGUUUAAAACAUAGUAUUGAACAAACAUUAAAAAAGAAAAAUGAUCAACUAAAUAAAGAUGAUACGCCACAAUUAACUAAGACAGAAGGUCGAUUUGAAACAUAUACUGUAGCUCGUCUUGAAAAUGUCAAUUCAAGUGAUAAGGAAACUCAAAUUGAUCAUGUAUCUCUACUUAAAGAAUUUGAUUUAAUACGUUAUCAACAAAAUCAUCCUGAACAAUAUCGACCAUAUGUUGAAAUGCAACGAAUACGAAAAGAUUCUGAAACUUUAUCAAACUCAGGUCAUAGUGCAGUAUCACGUGUGCGUCGUGAUGGUGAUCGUGUACGUUAUGAAUUAAUUUCAACAGAUAAUUCGGUUCCCAUAGGACAUCGACCUACUCCUAAUCCAUCAAUUAUUCGUGAAAAAACAAAAAUUUAUCGUUUACCACAAUAUACAAAUGCACCUAGUAUAGCAGGUUCAGUAAUCAAUGAAAAUAAAAGUUUAUUAUUAUCAUCUGAGGAUGAUAAUAUGUCAACUAUAUCAGCUAAUCAAAUGAGUUCAAAUGAAGAUUUAGAUGAAGUUGAAGAUAAAAUGCCAGAAAUAGCAGCGAAAAAGAAAAAAAUUGAUACAACAAGUGAUUCACUAGAAAUUGCGGCUAUUUUUAAAUAUUUACAAAUUCUUACCGCUAUAUUUGGCGCAUUUGCUCAUGGUGGAAAUGAUGUUAGUAAUGCAAUUGGUCCUUUGAUUGGUCUUUGGUUAAUCUAUACCGAUGGUUCUGUUGUCACAAAAUCAUCAAUACCUCUUUGGGUGCUUUUCUAUGGUGGUAUAGGUAUAUCAGUUGGUCUUUGGGUCUGGGGUCGUCGUGUUAUACGAACUAUUGGUGAAGAUUUAACAAAAAUUACACCAUCAAGUGGUUUUAUUAUUGAAAUUUCAACUGCAUUCACCGUACUUGUUGCAUCGAAUUUAUCAAUUCCAAUAAGUACAACUCAUUGUAAAGUUGGAAGUGUUGUAGCUAUCGGUCGUAUUCGUUCCAAACAAAGUGUUGAUUGGUCUUUAUUUCGAAAUAUUAUUGUUGCAUGGAUUGUUACAGUUCCCGUUACUGGUGGAAUUGCAGCUGGUGUGAUGGCUCUUUUACGUCUUAUCUUAUAG
Messenger RNA from Adineta steineri, 1854 nucleotides. Lineage: Eukaryota; Metazoa; Rotifera; Eurotatoria; Adinetida; Adinetidae. The record is from the annotation of a GenBank genome assembly.